AUGCCUGACGAGCUGAUCAACGCCAACCCAACGGUCUACGAAGUCCGCGAAAAGCGGGUGCGUCCCGUGCGCUCCGAGGACGCCGACGAGUCCACUCCGGACCCGCUGGACGCCGAGGAGAUCUUUGAGCUGAUCCGACACAUCAAUGAUCCCGAGCAUCCCUUGACACUCGAGCAGCUCAACAUCACUCAGCUCGAGCUCAUCGACGUCGACUUGGCCAAGAACCAUGUCAACAUUCGCUUCACUCCGACGAUCCCACACUGCUCCAUGGCAACCCUGAUCGGACUGUGCAUCCGGGUGCGACUGCUGCGAUCGCUCCCGGAUCGAUUCAAGAUCGAUAUUUACGUUCGAGAAGGAACCCAUCAAUCCGAAGCAGCAGUCAACAAGCAGCUGAAUGACAAGGAACGAGUGGCAGCUGCCCUGGAGAACAGCCAUCUGCUGGAUGUCGUCAAUCAGUGUCUGGCGACGGCCCUGGACAAGUGA
Polychytrium aggregatum is the source of this 483-nucleotide messenger RNA. RefSeq lists its product as uncharacterized. NCBI's taxonomy places the organism in Eukaryota, Fungi, Chytridiomycota, Chytridiomycetes, Polychytriales. The record is from RefSeq and is a predicted model, not a curated record. The coding region runs from base 1 to 483 and encodes 160 amino acids. The transcript has 6 exons. Gene Ontology annotation, biological process: iron-sulfur cluster assembly.